CGACAACAUGGCGACAUUAUUCGUGUUGCUGAUUGAACUACACUGAGUUAGCAUUCAUUGAUUCAUUCCUUCAGUGUAUAUGUUUUGUGAUUCAUUCAGUUCAGUGUAUAUUUUGUGUCUGUGAUAUGUGACGAAGAAGUCGGCAAAUGUAAAUGAAAUUUUAGAUUUGUUAAUUAGAAUUUAGAUGAACAUUCAUACAUAUUUACAAUUAGUACAUAAAAAUAAAUGAAAAAUGGAAGAGUUUGAAUGGACUGUAGUCAAUGAAGGUUAUCUGCUUGAUGCAAUGGCUGGUCACAAGCCCGUUGGUGUGAACAAGUAUUUCCAAAUGGCAUUCAUCUGCGACAAAUUUUGCGAUAAUCUAAAAAAAGAUGUUGCUUCAGAAAAAAUUUGGGCACAUCUAGAAACAAUGUACAAUUUAGAGGCAUUAGACGAAAGUGAAUCAAUACCUUUUCCGAAUAGUGAGAAAGAAUUUAAUCUUCCUGAUGCUGAUUUUGGAAACUUGAUAAACAAAAAGGAGACUGAAGAUAAACAUAAAGUUGUUACAACACCAAAAGGUGGAAGGGAAACACCAAAACUUAGCAAAGAUACAAAAAAAGAAGAUAAACCAACAGCAGUAAAAAACCAGAAAGAGGAGAGACGUGAUAGCAAAGAAGGCAUAACAAAAGAAGCACCAAAGACUUUUCCUAUAGCCAAAAAGGAAGUAAAAAAAGAUACAGAAAAGACUGCCAAAGAAAAAAGCAAACCUGGAAGAUCCUCUCACAGUGGUACAACUAAAGAAGAAAGCAAAAGUGACAUGCACACUUCACAGAGGAAAACAGAUCUAUCAACAGUGAAUUGAAGAAGUCAUCAGUCAGUUUUAAUAUAUAAUACAAAUAUCUACCACAACCAAAGGAUUGGUUUCCUCUAGACCUGCGUUUAGAAUAUCAUAUCACAGAGAUGUAUGCAAAGAGUUGCAAUCGACUCCAACUGCCAGGAAGUUAUAUGGGAUAGAUCAUUGCCACUCUAGGGGUAAUUCUAGAAUAGAGCUACAGUAUGGUACCUCAAUAACACACAAAUCAUCAUCAUCUCUUGGCACCAUUCGUCAAAUGACAUCCAUGGGGUAUGAUGAGAAGAAGAGCGACCUCUUUACCUCAUCCUCUAGCAAUGUUAGCAACACUCAUUGAGUUUGGUAUGAAGUACCUCAUCAGUAGCUCGCUACGAUAACUGUUCGAGAAUAUAUGUGGCACUAAGUUAGUCCAAAAGAUUUUUAGCGAAUUCAAGUGAUACAGUUAAUUUUUUUACCUAAAAAUUUUAUCACGUUUUCCUCUUGCUUACUUCUAACUAUAUACAAAAUUCAUUCACAUAAGAUCAUUUGCAAUGGGCGCCCUUUUUUUGUCAGAAAGAAUGCUCAAAAACCAUGUCUACAAAACUGAAGAUGUAUGAUUUAGUUGUCACAUUUGCUAAACUUUUUUCCAGGAAAGUAAUUUUCUGUUUUGGGGAACCUGAAGUUAAUGUUAAUGUUUUGACAGUCCAGGCCAAUAAAUAGCGAGAUUCUGUAUAAGGAAAUUUUACAGUUUGGGCGACGGUAACUUUUAGAGAGGGCUCGAGUAUUUGCACUCAUUUUGAUAAACGCGUUUGAAAAUAGAAGGCAAUCGCUCCUAUGUAAAAAGGAAGAUUUUGGGGGUAAUUAAAUUCUCCAUCAUUUUGCUUUUAUAAAAAUUUGUCGUAUAGGUCAACAGGUUACAAGAAAAUUAAGGGUAAUGCUACAUGUAAUGAUAUUUUCGGUUAUAAUGGCUAAACUAAGAACCUAAGAGUAUAAAACACUACUACGUUUUGUAGAAAAUAAAAUUUGGUACAAAAAAGAUCAUUUACGUUUUUUCGACAUUUUGUUGGUUCUUAAAGUAUAAGCAGGGAACUUUGGAAAUUCGUAUCAAAGCAGUCCCACGACAUACUCCUGACACUACAUAUGUACGUGGUCCUCUUAAUCGGCAUACAGCAUUAUUUCGCGUGAAAAUAACUGCAUAAUCAUGACCCAUCACCAAGAAGCAUGGAAAAUUAUUUUUUGAUAAUUUGUGAUUUUUUUCAUUAUGAAGAUCAAGUCACUCACUCUCAUCAGUCUGUUUAUUGGAGAUUUUGUCACUGAGUAAUUUCACCGAUUCUAAUGGAAGAGGAGAUGUAGUACAUAAUACAAGUUUAUUGCAUCACUCCCUUUCAAUUAAAAUCGUUGCAACGGUUUCUGAGCGUACCCAGUGACAAAAUGGCCAAUAAACAGACUGGUGGAAGUGAGCUGCUUGCAUUUACGUCAUGAAAUAUCCGAAAAUAUUAGAUUUUCCAUACUUACGCGUCUCAGUAAAACAUAGAUAAUAAUUUAUGGAGUUAUACCCACGUGAAAACAUGUAUACUGACACGUGGGCAACGAAUGUACAGUGCUUAGUAUGCCGCGUGACAAUUUCGUAUACAUUUUUGACUUUCGCUCCAUACACUUGAAUAAUCAUUUUAUUUUCUACAUACAAGAAUAAGAAUCUUUUAAACACUUGUUAGUUUAGCCAUUAUAAGCGAAAAUGUCAUUACAUUUAACUUUACCAUUAAUUUUCUUGUAACAUAUUUACUGUUUUAUAAAAGAAAAGUGAUGAAUUUAAUUCCCGACAAACGCGUUUUUUUAAAUGUCAGAAAAUGCUCCAACGCUAUCAUGACGGCAAUUUGAACUUAUCAUUAUUGUCAUCAAAUUGUAGGAAACAAUUACCUAUUUCCUAGCCUACACCUCACUUUAUAAAACCCACAAAAAAUAAUUUGGCAUCCAUACAUUUAUGUUAGAAAACAAAAUUAAAUUAUUGCACCAUGCACAUUUUUUUUAUAACCACAAUAUGAUUUUUAUUUGUUUGUUGAAAAUUUAUUUAGCG
Molecule: messenger RNA, 2879 nt
Organism: Acanthoscelides obtectus
Lineage: Eukaryota; Metazoa; Arthropoda; Insecta; Coleoptera; Chrysomelidae
Source: the annotation of a GenBank genome assembly